Molecule: messenger RNA, 3933 nt
Organism: Plasmodium gallinaceum
Lineage: Eukaryota; Apicomplexa; Aconoidasida; Haemosporida; Plasmodiidae
Product: conserved Plasmodium protein, unknown function
Exons: 1
Coding region: 1-3933 (1310 amino acids)
Cellular component (GO): Set1C/COMPASS complex
Source: RefSeq, a predicted model, not a curated record
AUGGAUAUUUGUAUAAGUCAUUUUUAUAAUAGGCAAGUGAAAAAAAAUAUUUUACAGGAUAUAUUUUACAAGUUAGAGAAUUUAGAACAUGAGGAAUUUUUAUGUUUUGAUGUAAAUCAUUGUGGUAACGUGCUGGUUGUUUGUUCAAAAACCCAUCUUUACUUUUUUCACAUAUUAACAGGAACGUUGUUAAUGGAAUAUUGUUAUUACAAUGAAGAAAAAUAUAAAAAACAUAUCUCCAAUAAUAUUGAUAAUAAACUAAAUGGUAAUAUAUGUACUGAUAAUACUUUGGAUAACAAUGAUAAUGAUUCUAUUGAAAAAAAUGAUGAAGUUAGGAAAAAUAUAAGUAGUAGUAAUAAUGACAAUAAUAUAACAGGUCCUAGAGAUAAUGAUAAUAAUCUUAUUAAUAAUUUGAAAACAGAAAAUAUAAAUAGUGUAAAGUUAAUCGGGGAUAAAAAUUAUGAAGAUGAUAAAACAAACGAAAAUUUAGUUGAACAAAAUAAUUUAGAUUAUAACAUAUUAGACAAAAAUGUAAGUGAAUUUUUUCAUAAUUCGAUGUUAGAAAAUAAUUCAUCUGUUAAAGAUCAUAAUAUAAAAUUAAAUUGCAAAAGAAAAAAUACAUUAUCAAAAGGAAACAAAUUAAGAAGAGUAAAAAAACGCUCAAAAUAUUCUCAAAAAAAUGUAAAUAAAAAUUUAGACAAUACUAAUAAUACCAAAAAUAAAAAUAAUGAAGUUAACAAUAAAAAGUAUGUUGAAGAUAAUUUUUUAGAUGAAAAUAAAUAUAUUAGAAAAGUACAAUUUAUAAAAAGUGAUAAGUAUAUUUUAUGUGUAUCAAAAAGAUAUUUAAAUAUAUAUCAAAUUUUUGAGUCACCUAUUACUAGAAUAAUUUAUAUUGAUUUAAUGUUCUUAUGUGUUGGAAUUGAAACUAUCAUUUCAGAUUAUUUGUUUUUUCCUUGUUUUUUUUCAGAAUAUUUUUACUUUUUAUAUAAGAAAAAUGAAGAUAAAAAACCUGAAGAUAUAAAUAAUAAAUUAAAUAACGAUAUAAAAUUAGUUAAUAACACAGAAGAAGGAGUAAAUAAAACUGAUGAAAAUCUUGAAUUUAGUAAAGUUCACGGAGAGAUUAAGAGUGGAGAAAAAAAUUGUAGAAAACUUAUGGGACAUUUAGACCUUUUUAAAAGUUAUUAUAAUUUGUAUAUGAGCUUGGAUUUCAAGAGGAACAGAAAUUUUGAAAUAUGUGAAGUGAAAUUCAUAAAUUUAAAAAAAAAAAAAUAUAUAGAUAAUAAUGGAAAAAAAAAAAAGAGUAUGUAUAUAAUAGAUUUAAUUAUAUGUGUAAAGGAACAAAUUCCAUAUAUUUCAAGAAUUUAUAUAAAAAAAGAAAAAGAUAAGUUAAUUGAUUUAAAUAAAGAAUAUAUGAAUGAUUAUGUUGUUGAUAUAAAUCAUACCUUUCCUUUAAUAACUAUUGAACAGAUGAGCUCUACAUUUCAGGAUAAUGUAAAAGAAAAAUCUUUUAAUACAAAAAAAGAUAUAUUUUAUUUAAAGAACAAAAAUAAAAUUAAAAAAAAAAAUCCUAGAGAAUUUUCAAAGAAUUCAUCCAUUAAUAAAAGUUAUAUGAAUCAAAAACAUUGUGAAAGUAUUAAUAUUUCUCAUGUGAAUAAUUCAAACAACUCGCUUAAUGAAAACAUAAGCCUUUUAGAUAAUGAUAGCAAUUAUCUAAAUAAAAAUUAUUUUUUGAGCAUUGGAGAAAAUGUAAUUGAUAAUCAAUCAAAUAUAGAAGAAAUAGAGAAAGUAAUACAAGAAAAAUCUAUUGAAAACAUUAAAAAAGAGAAUUAUGAAAAGAAUGAUGAGAUAAAUGAUAAAAAAAUGAGUAACCAAAUAAAUAAUAUUUAUGUAGAAAAGGAAGAAAAGUGCGAAGAAACAUAUAAAGAAAAAAAAAAUAAAAUAUGUAAUAAAGACAAUGUUGAGUUAAAUAGUAAAAGUAAUAUUGAACAAAAUAGUCAAAAUAAGGAUGAACAAAAUAGUCAAAAUAAGGAUGAACAAAAUAGUCAAAAUAAGGAUGAACAAAAUAGUCAAAAUAAGGAUGAACAAAAUAGUCAAAAUAAAGAUGAACAAAAUAGUCAAAAUAAAGAUGAACAAAAUAGUCAAAAUAAAGAUGAACAAAAUAGUCAAAAUAAGGAUGAACAAAAUAUUGAAAAUACUAAUAGGAAAAAUGAAGAAUUUAUUCAUUUGAAUAAAUAUUAUAAAAAUUAUGAAAAUGAUCGAAAAUAUACGAAAAAGUUACUAAAUACGCAUUUUCCUGUAUGUCUUUAUAAAAAAAAGUUCAAGAGAAGGGUUAAAGAACUACCAACUACAUUAAAUAUUUAUGAUAAUUUAGAUGAUCUUUUGAAAAAAAUAUCUAUAAAUAAAAAAAAUAUUGAAGAAAAAAAUAGUAUUUUUAAGCAAGAAAAUGGUUACUAUGUAUUCGAUUACUCAGAAAAAGAAAAAAGCAAUUACUUUACAUUCCCAGAGGAUUUGUUAAAAAAUAUAACUACUUUUAAGAAAUUGAAUAAAUAUAUGAAUGUAGAUAAAAAUAAGUUCUAUAUGUUUGUAGGAACUCAUUCUUACAUAUUUGCAUUUGAAAUGUAUUAUAUAAAAAACAAUGUUCCUAUUGGAGAAAAUAAAAAAAAAAUAAUAAAUUUUUUAAGAAAAAACUGUAUAUAUAAACAAAUAGAAGAUAUAACAAAUGAAAUAUAUAAUGUACAUAGUAUUUUUUUUAAAACCAUAGAAAAAAAUAUUUAUAACAAAAAUAUAAAAUUAAAAUUUUUAUUUAAAGUAUAUUUGGGAAUAUCUACACCAUUAGAAAUUAUUAUAAGAGAAAAAGGAAAUAUUUUAUGCGUUAGAGCAUUAGAGAAAGUUUUUUUGUUUAGAAUUAAUUAUAAAUAUAAUUUUUGUUAUAAUUUAGGGAUAACAAAUGAGGAAUCUUUUUUCUUGGAUGAAAGAAAUUCAAAGGAAAUGUGCAAUGAUGAUAUUAUAAUGAAAAUGAAUAAAAACCAUGUAAAAUAUAUAGAUGAAAAAGAGUUACAUAUAAUAUCUGAUAAAGCUAAAAAAAGGAAAAUUUACACAUACAGUUAUAUUGAUCACAUUUUUUUAUAUUACACUAUUCAUAACCCAAUUCAGAAAGAAAUAAAUGAAUUAUGCUAUUUUAGUGAGGAUAUUUAUCAAUCAUAUUUAUUAGUUAUAACAUUAAGAUCAGGAAUAUAUACAUUAUAUAUUUAUAAUUUAAAGCAUAUGGAUAUACAAAAUGCAGUUAAAAUAAAUAUAUCUGCAUAUAAAGGUUUUAAAGAAGUAAAGUGGAUAAAGUGCUAUGACAUGUUAGUAACUUUAUCUAAUAUAGGAGGAUAUUUAUUAAUAUUAAAAAAUAAGUAUUUAAAUAAUUGGAGUUUUUUUAUAUCUGACUUUGAGUUAAUAGAUUCAAAUAUUGAAGUAAUUGAAGAAGACAAUGAAUUUGAUAGAAUAGAAAAUGUUCAACCAAAACAUAAGAACAUAGAUGAUAAUAUAUGGAAAUAUAUCAUCAUUUAUUUAAAUUUAUUUAUAAAAAAUAAAGUUUGUAUCAAAAAUUUAAUACAUCCUUCUUCCUUGUUUCCCAUAUUAUAUACGGGUUAUUAUAAAAAUAGCCCAAGAUAUUUCUUUUAUGAAUAUUUUCAUGAAAUUAAAAAUGAAAAUAUAUUGAAUUGUAAUUUUCAAAAAAGAAUAAAAAAGAAGAAAAAAGAAAAAAUUAAUCAAAAAAUUUCCAAAAUAAAAGAAAACUUAGACAAUUAUUUAAACAAAAAAUUAGAAAGAAAAAAAGAUGAGUUUAACAAAUUACAAAUUAAAGAUAAUUCUAAUUGUGUACAAUUACUAACUAAUUCUCUUACGUAUUAUCUAUAUUACAAAAAUAUAAUAAAUUUUUCUAUUUAA